Lycium barbarum (goji berry) is the source of this 1924-nucleotide messenger RNA. RefSeq lists its product as uncharacterized. Gene Ontology annotation, molecular function: protein binding. Lineage: Eukaryota; Viridiplantae; Streptophyta; Magnoliopsida; Solanales; Solanaceae. The transcript is spliced from 10 exons. Bases 238 to 1578 code for a protein of 446 amino acids. The record is from RefSeq and is a predicted model, not a curated record.
UUGUACAAAAAAAAUGUCGGUUUUUGGCAGAAGAACAAGUGGAUAAACAUAGAAAAAAUAAACAUUUUUUUCCUUUUUCUCUCUUCGAUACAAAUCCAGAUCUAUAAUUAGUUUUCGUUCUUUUUCUUUGUGUUAAAUCAAUUAAACAAAAUUCUCUAUGUGUUAAUUAAUCAAAUCUCUAGAUCGAGAUUAACCGAAGCUCGAUCAAAAGUUUGUAGGUCAUUUUUUUAAGGUAACAUGGCCCAUCAACAAGAUGAUGAUGCUGAUUACAUGGGAAACGAGUAUGAUAUGGAAGCUAUAGAUGAUGAUAUGGAUGAUGAGUUCCAUGGCCGAGAUAUUGGUGGCUCUGAUUCAGAUGCAGAUGAGUAUGACUACAUGAAUAAUAAAAUGCAAGACACCUCAGCUGCUGAGGCAAGGAGAGGCAGAGACAUUCAAGGGAUUCCCUGGGAAAGACUUAGCAUAACCAGGGAGAAAUACAGGCAAACGAGAUUAGAGCAGUAUAAGAACUAUGAAAAUAUUCCACAAUCUGGGGAGGCGUCAGAGAAGGACUGCUUAGCCACAAAGAAAGGGGUUUCGUACUAUGACUUCAGACGUAAUUCAAGAUCUGUUAAAUCAACAAUUUUGCACUUCCAGCUGAGGAAUUUGGUCUGGGCGACGUCCAAGCAUGAUGUGUACCUUAUGUCACAUUUUUCCGUUAUUCAUUGGUCAUCCUUGACCUGCAGCAAGAAUGAAGUUCUGAACGUAUCAGGACAUGUAGCACCGUGUGAGAAGCAUCCUGGGAGCCUCUUGGAAGGAUUUACUCAGACUCAAGUCAGCACUCUUACGGUUAAAGACAACUUGAUGGUUGCUGGGGGAUUUCAAGGAGAACUAAUUUGCAAGUAUUUAGACAGGCCUGGAGUUUGCUUCUGUUCCCGGACAACAUAUGACGAUAAUGCUAUUACUAAUGCUGUUGAGAUUUAUAACACUUCCAGUGGUGCGCUUCAUUUUAUAGCUUCGAAUAACGAUUCUGGAGUUAGAGAUUUUGAUAUGGAGAAAUUUCAACUAUCCAACCAUUUCCGUUUUCCGUGGCCAGUGAAUCAUGCAUCACUGAGCCCUGAUGGUAAGCUUAUUGCAAUAGUUGGGGAUAAUCCUGAAGGUUUAUUGGUCGAUUCCAGAAAUGCCAAGGUUGUUUCACCUCUGAGUGGACAUAUUGACUACUCAUUUGCGUCAGCAUGGCAUCCUGAUGGUCUAACUUUUGCAACUGGCAACCAGGAUAAAACCUGCAGAGUAUGGGAUAUACGGAACUUGUCCAAAUCAGUUGUUGCUCUGAAGGGUAACCUUGGAGCUAUUAGGUCAAUCCGCUACACAUCAGAUGGAAGAUUCAUGGCAAUGGCAGAACCUGCAGAUUUCGUUCAUGUUUUUGAUGUAAAAAGUGGCUAUGAGUCGGAGCAAGAAAUUGAUUUCUUUGGUGAAAUAUCAGGUCUGUCUUUUAGUCCUGAUACAGAGGCCCUUUUCGUCGGAGUCUGGGAUCGCACAUAUGGUAGCCUUCUUGAGUUUGGACGGCGGCACAACUACUCAUACCUUGAUACAAUAAUCUGAACACUCUUGCAUGCUGCUUUGGGUAUGUUUACUUGGCUUAAAGUGGCGCUGGCUUAACUUUGUAAAACCAGUAGCAUAGUCAGGAGUUAGUAGUGGAUUUGGCUGUAAAUUUGUUAUGUUGUGCAAUUUAAGUUUGUCUCAUAAGUUGUUGUGCACCAUUUCUAAGUAUCAGAGGACUAGAAUGGAGUAUGUACAAAAGGGAAGAGACUCCAGUGACGUGAACAAGAAAAACUAUAGCGUUGUUUCCAUAAGGCAUAGGCCAGAAACUUUGAUUUGUGCUGGGUGGGGUAUGGGUUGUUUAUCAUGUAUUGGGAUCUUGAAUUCAUACUGAAAGUUGACUCAUCGA